UCCAUAACAACCCGCAGUGCUGCUUUCAGUACAGUGGCAACUUACACGUUGAAUGUGCAUAAUGUGUUCUGUCUAGACAAACUAAGGAUUCAAGGCUAUAUAAACAAACUUUUCAGGAACAUUUCAAGAUGACCGACUCAAUACAUGACAUGGAUGUUAAAGAUAAAGAUAAACUAGGUAUGAGUGAGUUGGAGGCUGUGGUGGAGGAAAACAAGGAACUGUUAGAUCACAUAGACUGGCUGUGUAACAGCUGGGAUCGUGAAGAUGUUGAGAGAAUAUUGUUGUUUGGUAACAUAGGUGCCGGCAAGAGCUCUAUUGUUAACACCAUUAUAAAAGCACUAUCUGGAAUGUAUAUACCAAAGGCUAAAGUAGGACAAGGUUCAACACAGUCUAAAACGUUUUCUUUGGACAGGUAUGUAAGUUGUGGUGUUACUGAAGAAUAUAUGGGUGAUACAGAAAGACAAUACUUACACUGCGAGUCUUUGGUUGGCUUGCCUACAAUAUUUGAUGUGGCGGGGAAAAGUAAUACAGACAGCGCGGAGUUAGACGAGAUUCUAGAACUUCUAAUAGGAGGGCAUGUUCAACCUGGUACCAGCAUUGAAGCAUUGACAAAAUUACAAGAAGAGCAUAAAGUUGGCAGCUUAAAGGAAACCAUAUUAAAGAAAAGCAGAGAGAAAUGGAGGAUGACAAAGAUCGUCUUUGUUCACAGCUGCCGAGAGAAGAAAGUUCCGGAUAAAUUAAUUGAUUGCCUUUUACGAAUACUGCGGAAGACUGAUCCUAGAACAGCGAUGCCUAAAUAUUCUGCAUACGUCUAUGUAGUCCUGACCAAAUAUGAUCUGGUUAAAGAUGAAAACAGCUUUAAAUGGUCUUCUAAUGAACCAAAGGUUACUUACGAGGAGUUCCGAGAAAUUGAGAAGGAAAUUGAACAGAGGUUUAGUAUCCAAGGUUCGCUAGAAGAUAACAGAACAAGAUGGGUGAGUUAUUCCGAUGCAACAGGUAAAGACAACCCAUAUAUUGACAACAUAGCAUUAAAGUUUAUAAAACGCAUGCUUAUGGUGAGAAACGAUGAAGCCAAGUCCGUUAAAACGGUGAUGUCAACGUGGACACUGAUGAACUUGAACAUGAAAAGGUAUUGGCAAAAUGCCAAACGCAGCUUAGAAGAACGUCAGUUUACAAUCAGCUUAGGGACAUUGGCAAUGGGCAUUGUAUUUGGAAUAUUUGCAUUGGCAAUGUUGUGUAAAGUAUACAUCAUGUUAAAAGCACCACCUUCGGGACACUCCAGAGACAGAGAAUACUACUAAUAAAAUCUCCUGUUAUUGUAAAGUACCAGCAGUACCAAUAGUUAAUGACAUUAAUAUAGAUUUAUUCAAGUAAAUUCCAGAAGGGACAAUAUAUUUACAAGUAAUUAACAUAUUAACAUAAAAUGAAUACAUG
Ruditapes philippinarum (Manila clam) is the source of this 1434-nucleotide messenger RNA. RefSeq lists its product as uncharacterized. The transcript has 5 exons. NCBI's taxonomy places the organism in Eukaryota, Metazoa, Mollusca, Bivalvia, Venerida, Veneridae. The record is from RefSeq and is a predicted model, not a curated record. Bases 129 to 1301 code for a protein of 390 amino acids.